Molecule: messenger RNA, 378 nt
Organism: Lactuca virosa
Lineage: Eukaryota; Viridiplantae; Streptophyta; Magnoliopsida; Asterales; Asteraceae
Source: the annotation of a GenBank genome assembly
AUGCUACUCGAUCAGAAAUCGUUUAUUCUGUUGUUGCAGGUUAGAAAAUUUGCUCAGAUUUGUGCUGUGAAGGUCUUCCGUUCUUUUGAAUCCGAAAAGGUCAAAGAAUGUGCAAGUGAAUUGGUACUACAAAUGUUCACUUCCCAUGUGUCUUUACCCAUAGACGAAUCAAGUUCAGCGGAUACAGUAGAUCCAUGCAUUCUUCACAUGAUGGAUGUGAUGAGAUUCCUAAUACCUGAUUUACCACCAAAUUUCGCAUCAAAAGCAAUUCGAGCAUUACCUAAAGGAGCCAAGUCCUCAAUGGUGAUGAGGCGUAUUUUAGAUUUCAUGGAGAUUCUACUUGAAUACUUUGAAAAUGAUCCGAGCUUACACCGAUAG